Messenger RNA from Lepidothrix coronata (blue-crowned manakin), 546 nucleotides. RefSeq names its product chromosome unknown C1orf186 homolog (gene RHEX). NCBI's taxonomy places the organism in Eukaryota, Metazoa, Chordata, Aves, Passeriformes, Pipridae. The record is from RefSeq and is a predicted model, not a curated record. Gene Ontology annotation, cellular component: plasma membrane. The transcript is spliced from 5 exons. Bases 1 to 546 code for a protein of 181 amino acids.
AUGUCCAACCACCUCUCUCAAGUGCUGAGCCUGAUCUUCAGCUCGUGGAUAUUUGUCAUCAUCUCAGCUGUCACCUUGCUCCUGUAUGCUCUCCUCUUGCUGUCACUUUACUUCAUGCUCAGCAGGAAAAUAGCCCAGCAUUCCCAUGGGAUGCAGAGAUCCAGCAGCCCUGUGGCACAGCCCACCCUGGAUCCAGCCCCUAUGGCACAGCCCACCCCGGAUCCCACUCCAUCAGCAGGAGGGGCCAAGGCACAACAACCAGCACCAGCCUAUGCAGGGAGCAGCGACACCUCCUCGGACACCUCGGAGGACUCAUCUGACAGCCCCUCCUGCCCACAGGGCCAAGGCUCAGGAGGGAACAUCAACUACACAGCCCUGGUCUUCCCAGGGAAAGGCCGUGGGCCAGGCCCUGCCCAGGACUACGAGAACAUGAAGACUGGGACUGACUAUGUCAACGUGGACCCCAAGAAGAAGAAAGCACAUCUCUGGCCCUGCUCCAGCCCCGUGGCAUCCCAGCCUGUGGAGUACACCGAGGUGAAGCUGUGA